AAGAAAGUCUUUUCCACAUUCACAGAAAUGGAUUUUAAAAAGCACACCAGGAGGUCAGGAACAAAGCCUGGGUGGCCGGCUUAGGAGCGCAGGGCGGGAUGCUCAGACCUGCCAGUUCUGAACCAGCAAAGAAACGCGCUUGGUGACAGCCUGGGGGAAACUUUUGCAGGCAAAGGAUUAAUACCCAGAAUACAAAGAACACAGACAAACCAAUGAGAAAAAGAAGUCGCGCUGGAGAAAAUGAGCAAACCCUCUGCCAGGACGAGUCAUGAGGCUCAGACGCUGACAGACCGCCAGGAAGACGGGGAAGCCAAGGCAGAGGCCCAACAGGUUCCUGAUAGGUGUCAGCAUCAAUGGUGUGUUGGCCUCCCAAAAUGAGACGGGAAAUGUUCCCUCAUUUUCUAUUCUUUGUGCAGGUUUGUGUGAGGUCAGUGAUAUUUCUUCAACUGUUUAGAGGAAUUCCUCAAGGAAAACAUCUGAACCUAGAAUUUUCUUUGUGGGAAGAUUUUAAAUUAUGAAUUAAAUUUAUUUAAUUGUUAUAGGAUUAUCCAGAUUUUCUAUUGCUUCUAGCGUCAGUUUGGGUAAAUUGUUUCAUUUAAAUUUCAAAUUACUGUCAUAAAGUUGUUCAUAAUAUACUCUUAAUAGCUUUUUAAUGUUUGUAGUAUCUGUGGUGAUGUCCUCUUUUCAUUCCUGACAUUGGAAUUUGUGUUUUCUUUUUUUACCCAUUAUUUCCAGGGGAUUAUCCAUUCUAUUAAUCUCUUUUGGCUUGGUUGAGUUUCCCUGAUUUUUGCUUUGUUUCAUUAAUUUCUGCUUUUAUUUUUAUUUCCUCUCAUCUUUAGAUUUAACUUGUUGUUCUUUUUCUAGCUUCUUGAAUUGGAGCUUAGAGCAUUAAUUUUAACCUUUCUUCUAAAGCUAUAAAUUUUCCUUGAAGCACUGCUUUACCUAUAUCCCACAGCAUUUGAUAUGUCAUGUUUUCACUGUAGUUCACUUCAAAAUAUUUUACGACUUCCCUCGUGAUUACUAUUUGACCCACUGAUUAUUUAGAAGUGUGAUAUUUAAUUUCCAAGUACUUGGAGGCUUUCUCAUAGUUUUCCUGUUUUUGAGUUUUAGUUUAAUUCAUAGAGGACACACUUGUAUGAUUUCAAUCCUUUGAAAUUUGUUGAGACUUCAUGGCCCAGGAUAUGGUCUAUUUUGUUUAACAUCCUAUGUGCACACGGAAAGAACAUGUAUUCAACAGCUAUUGGGUGAAGUGUUGUAUGUAUGUGAAUUAAGGCAAGUGGGUUCAUCCUGUUGAGACGUUGACUCAAGGAUAGUGAAAUAGGGACUUCCCUAGUGGUCCAGUGGUUAAGACUCUGUGCCUCCUAGGCAGGGGCCGUGGGCUCGAUCCCUGGUCACGGAACUAAGAUCCCACAUGCCAAAAAAAAAAAAAAAAAAAGGGUAGAGAAAUAGACCAGUGGGAUAGAAAAGAGUCCAGAACAGAUCCUCACAUACACAGUCACUUGGUGUAUAAUGGGGACUCUUCUCCAAUUCAGUGGAAAGAUGAGGGCCCUUUCAAUAACCGAUGAUGGUCUACUGGAUAUCCAUAUAGAAAAAAUGAGCUCUGACUCCCUACCACAAUAUUCACAGGAAUUAAUUUGUGAUCCACCAUAGAUCUAAAUGUGAAUGCUAAAACAAUUAAGCUUCUAAAAGAAAACACGGGAGAAUAUCCUAAUAAAAAAGCACUAAACAUGAGAAAAGAUUGAUAAAUUGGACGUCACUGAGAAAAUUCCUGUUCAAUAUAAGCAACAGCAAACCACAGAAUGGCAGAAGGUAUUUGCAAUACCUUCCAUACAAUGCAAAUCCAAGUACCCACCUCCAAUACCAAGCCAUGUGUAAGACCAGGGACAGAGCAUCCAGAAUAUAUAAAGAACCUCUAGGAAUCAAUACGAUAAUGAAGCCGGCUGUGAAUCCAGGCGGCUGGUGCCAGAGCCAGGUCCUAAUCACUGGGACAGUGGGGGACAGCUCCUGCCCCGUGGCCCUCCUUGAGCGCAUACCGGGAACUCGCUCGGUCCUCCUUAAGCGGUGAGGCGGCGGGGAAGCUCUGGCCGUGGCUCCGCCCCGGGGUUGCCUUUCCCUUAGAAGGCAAAGCCCCAAGCCUCGCCUAUCGCCCGGCGGAAAGUUGCGCUGUGCUGUCCGCACUCGCCUCGCCCCCGACGCCGCCGCCGGAGGCCCCGUAGGGCCCGAGACCCCGCGCCCUCAGCGCUCCAGCCCGGCUCAGGCGUGGACAGGGCGGGCGCCGGGGCGGGGCGCGCGUCCUCGCCAGUUUGAAUGGAAGGAUCCAGAUCUGCGGAGACGGCGGCCAGCAGAUACUGAGGCCAGCACUCCUCCCCAGCCCCCGCGCCCGAGACAUGCGGCGGGAGAGGUGAGCAGGGCGGGCCGCGCCAUGGGAACGGCGAGGCCGGGGACAAACACCGAGGACGGCGAGGCGCGGAGGUGCGGCGCCCCCCGCCCGCGUCCCCGCCAUGGAGGUGCUGCGGCGCUCCUCGGUCUUCGCCGCCGAGAUCAUGGACGCCUUUGACCGCUCGCCCACCGACAAGGAGCUGGUGGCCCAGGCCAAGGCGCUCGGCCGGGAGUUCGUGCACGCGCGGCUGCUGCGCGCCGGCCUCGCCUGGAGCGCGCCGGAGCGCGCCGCGCCCGCCCCCGGCGGCCGCCUGGCCGAAGUGUGCACGGUGCUGCUGCGCCUGGCGGACGAGCUGGAGCUGAUCCGGCCCAGCGUCUACCGCAACGUGGCCCGCCAGCUGAACAUCCCCCUGCAGUCCGAGACCGUGGUGACCGACGCCUUCCUGGCUGUGGCGGCCCAGAUCGUUUCUGCAGGAAUCACCUGGGGCAAGGUUGUGUCCCUGUACUCAGUGGCUGCGGGGCUGGCCGUGGACUGCGUGCGACAGGCCCAGCCCGCCCUGGUCCACGCCCUCGUUGACUGCCUCGGGGAGUUCGUGCGCAAGACCCUGGCGACCUGGCUGCGGAGACGCGGUGGAUGGACGGAUGUGCUCAAGUGCGUGGUCAGCACCGACCCCGGCCUCCGCUCCCACUGGCUCGUGGCUGCGCUCUGCAGCUGUGGCCGCUUCCUGAAGGCUGCGUUCUUCAUGCUGCUGCCGGAGAGAUGAGCUGCUGGCUUGGGCAGGGGCCGCAGCCCGGCCCCCUUACAUGGGAGGCCCUCAGCCCCCGAAAGCAUCACCCUCCGCCCCACCCAAGCCAGGAAGACCCUCGGAGCCCCGCGUCGAAGCUGGAAGCCCUGCCCUGAGCCCCUCCUCCACAGACCCAGGCCCUCUGGACAGGGAAGAGGGGGGCUUCCUGGCCCUGGAGCUGGGCUUCAGGGCCGACAGGGGCCCUUCCCCAUCAUUCCCCCUCCCGUGGAACCCCCGCUGGUCCCCUUGUUUCUAGAGCCAGAAAGUCAGGGUCACGUCCCAGGCCCUGAAGGAAGGGAGUCGGGCCCCAUCUGUGUGCGGUUCCCACGUCAGGACAUGAGCUGGCCUCGGUCCUCCUGGGCAGGGGGCCUGGACUCUGGGCCUGAAGGUGACUCUCGAGGCCGGAGGAGCUGUGGAGUGUUACUGACUCCGCCCGUGGGGCCUAAGGCUCGUGUGGUGGUUGCUGAACCUGUUUCUAGAGGGAGGGCGUGUCCCCCGCGCACCCGGGUGGGUCUCUGUGUGGCAGGGUCCUGUGGACGCGGGAGCCCACGACCGAGAAGGAUGGUGUGUUUGUCCAAUCCCAAUAAAGUUCCGCAGCCGUGGAGGGUGA
This is a messenger RNA of Aethalodelphis obliquidens (Pacific white-sided dolphin), 3774 nucleotides long. RefSeq names its product BCL2 family apoptosis regulator BOK (gene BOK). Gene Ontology annotation, molecular function: BH domain binding. Bases 2502 to 3143 code for a protein of 213 amino acids. Gene Ontology annotation, cellular component: mitochondrial outer membrane. Gene Ontology annotation, biological process: release of cytochrome c from mitochondria; intrinsic apoptotic signaling pathway in response to DNA damage; extrinsic apoptotic signaling pathway in absence of ligand. Lineage: Eukaryota; Metazoa; Chordata; Mammalia; Artiodactyla; Delphinidae. The transcript has 6 exons. The record is from RefSeq and is a predicted model, not a curated record.